Molecule: messenger RNA, 1508 nt
Organism: Tachysurus fulvidraco (yellow catfish)
Lineage: Eukaryota; Metazoa; Chordata; Actinopteri; Siluriformes; Bagridae
Exons: 6
Coding region: 185-1060 (291 amino acids)
Biological process (GO): response to bacterium
Source: RefSeq, a predicted model, not a curated record
UUUUGCCCCAGACUUGUGGUUAACAAAACCGUUGUACAAAAAUAGAAUCAUAGCAGAAAAGGAAAUUUAACUCAUGACUUGAAGCAGCCAAUCAGAUAAAAGCUUCUGGAACAGAAAACUCAGUGCUUUCAUCAUCAGGUCACUUUUCAGCAGCUCCACCUUGAGGGUGCUUCCCUGUCUAAAGAUGAUGCCUCUGUGGAUUCUUGUCUUAUCUCUUAACAUAAGAACCCAAGCUGUGGAUUUUUCCAGACCAUCGUUUCUCUCGGCCAAACCUGGAGAACGUAUUACUCUUAACUGCUCAUUUGGACAUUUUAAUCCUAAAGAAAGUCUUUUCUGGUACAAACAAAAAAUUGGAGAAAUGCCUCAAGAAAUAGGAAAAAGAAUAACGUAUAAGGACAUCGACAUUUCGACUGAGUUUAAGACGUCAGGAUUUGUAUUGGAGGUAAAAGAUAAGAACUUUUCUCUGAUAAUUCCACAUAUAAAAGACAAAGACGAAGGACUUUACUUCUGUGCAAAAAGUUUCCUGGACGAUAUUUUUUUAUCCAGUGGAACGUUCUUGGCUGUAAAAGGUGACGGAGAUGCAAAAGUCUCAGUGUUUCAGCGCGGCCUGUGGGACUCGGUCCGGUGUGAGAGCGGCUCUUCUACACACACCUAUGUGUACAACUUCUCCAAAAACCUCCUCAGCCUCAAUGAUACUGGAACUUACUACUGCGCUGUGGCACUGUGUGGGAAGAUCAUCUUCGAGAACCGUACAGAAAUACAGAUGGAGAAAGGUCCAGAAUUGGUGAUCUACCUCCCUGUAGUGGUGGUCGUGUGUGUGGUUGUGAUCUUCGCUCAAACUUUUUUAAUCUGUAAAAUGAGAUACUGGGAACAAUUUAGAGUGAGAUCUCAAAAAUGUUCUGCAACAGAAAAAAACUCCAGUCAGGGUCACGAUGCAGAGGAGUUGAAUUACGCUGCUUUACAUUUCAAUAAGAAGAAGAAGAAUACCAAGAGAAUGAAAAGAAAGGGAAAUGAUGCUGAAGAUUUUUGUGUUUAUUCUACAGUGAGAUCUGAGACCUAGAAUAAAUCUGUUAAAAUAAUUAAUUAAUUAAUUAAUAAUUUUUUUAUUUAAUUUAUUAAUUCAUAUCUUAUAUCUUUAUCAUAUAUAUAUAUAUAUAUAUAUUCCCAAGAAUGACUGAUUGUGAUAUUAGAUCUGAGAGGUUAAUUUUAUGUCUAUCUUUCUGUGUGAAGAUCAAAGCCAUCAAACAUUUUCUUCAUGUAGUUAUAAUAGUGUUUAGUGACAAAAUAAUCUACACACUUGCGAUGUGUUAAUUCCAUAAUUGUGCAUGAUGAAACUUGCUCCAAAGCAUUUUUAGUUUUUCUAUAUUAAAGUGAACAUUUCCUGCUCUCAUAACUAUCUGUUUAAUCACUCUCACUCUCAUUCAUUUUCUACCGCUUAUCUGAACUUCUCGGUUCAUGGGGAGCCUGUGCCUAUCUCAGGCAUCAUCGGGCAUCGAGGCAGGAUACAU